GGUAGGUCCCAGUGAUAUUGGCGCACAAUCUGACGGUACAUGAGAGAAUAGCUCUCACGUGAACGGCAGAUGCAAUCAGUGACGUUUUCUCUGAAAAAUCAAUGAGGCAGUGAGACACGGAGAACCACAUAAUUUGCAACACUUUGUAAGUGAUGAAGGAACGGCUUUUAAAUGAGACUCCCCCCUCGUGCCUGCACAGUAGUGGGGGACUAGUUCCAUGGUAAAUAUCACUGGGAGGUUUCACAACCUCCUCAUUGGCUCAGAAGUCACAGACCCCAUUAUAUAAAGCGAGAGUGCCUGAUCCAGCAGCCCUCUCCCGCUGGUGAGCGUUGUGGAUCACACUUGGACUUCUAACUGUGGGGAAAAUACCUUUGGCGCACGGAGAGAGCGCUUGGAGAGGCUGCAGGGAAGCGCACGGUCAGCGCGGAGCAAUUUAUUGGAAGGAAAAGAGUUACACAGCCAACAGAGAAGCUGAGCCGAGGCAUCUGAGUGGGCAUGUGGUUGCUGGAGAAGCUCCGCAGCUCCGUGGAGAGCAGUGGGACACAAUCUCAGCCCCCGCAGACAACAGAGGCCAUUGUUUAUGCCAAUGUACUCACUCCGGACAAGAUCCCUGAUUUCUUCAUUCCACCCAAACUUAUCUGCUGCCCACCAGAAGAUACUCUAACCCCAGAACCCCAGCACUGCCCCACCCUGAGACCCUCCUCCUCUGACCAUGCCAUCUGCAGCCAGAGCCCCAGAGCUCGGAGCAGCAAGAACCCCUGCAGCCCUCGCCUCUUUUCACGUAAUCUCCAGAAGCUGGCAAACCGUCACAUCAUUCAAAUAGAGAGUGCUGAUGAGCCAGGUGCUGGAUCUGGUGACAAGGUCAGUGUAAAUGUCAACACCAAUGCUGACCCCCAGUCGCAGACUGCAAUGUCUCUGCCCUAUGUCCCCAAGGCUCAGACUUCGUAUGGUUUUUCCACCCUGGUGGAGUCGCCUCACACCAGACGCAAAGAGAGCCUGUUCCACAGCGACCCCAACAGCCCUCUCACCUCCCCAAACUCCCAGAGGCGCUCCCAGGGGGGAACUCUGCUGGCUCCAGCUGACCCCAACCCUUAUCGCUAUUUCAGCGGUGGAGAGAGUGACACCUGCUCCUCAGCAGAGUCAUCCCCUUUUAACUCCCCCCUCCUGUCCCGAUCUGCCUCCCUUCUUCGCUCUAUCACCCAAGAGACACAAGCAAAGGUGUCUCGUGCCAAACGCUCUCUGGCUCGCCACAGUUCUCUCUCCACUGAUGAAUGCAGCUCAGCAGACAACAGCCCCAAUAUGCAGCGCCGCCGCAUGCGCUGCCCUCCCUCUCCCGCCUUCCGCGGAUGUAAAAGCAGUGGCCUGAAAGGUGCAGCAUCAGACCUCCUGCAGCGCGAGCACACUGUCAACCUCCACAAGGGGGCACUGAGGCUGAGCACCCACUACGACCCAGAGGCAGCCCGGCUGAGGGUCCGCGUGCUCGCAGCUGAGGCCCUUUAUGAUAGGCAGACAGACAUUAAGAGCAUCAACUGUUGCGUCGCACUCUACCUGAACCCUGGUAAGCAGCAGAAACAAAGGAGCACCAUCAUCAAGAACAGCCGUAAUCCAGUAUUCAACGAAGACUUUUUCUUUGACGCACUGCCCCAGGCGCAAGUAAAGAAUCUGGCCAUGAAGAUAAAGGUAGUGAACAAGGGAACCAGCCUGAAGAGGGAUGUGCUGCUCGGAGAAAGGGAGGUGCUGCUCAGUGAGCUGCUCGCGGGCCUCUAGGGAGCCCCUGUCAAGACUUUGGUGAAAGCAAGCAUCUCCACAUCUUGAGGCCUCUUUCUCCUCUGGCUACCUUUUCAUCUCACUUCAAAGAUCUGAUGUAGACUGGACAGGAGGAAGCAUACUGAUGACAAGCAAAAUGUAUCGCACACACUGUCUUAUGCACGUCAGUGGACAGACAAACAAAACAAAAAGCAUCUGCGAGUUGCCAUCACUAGUUUGUUAGUUCAGCUUAAACAAAUGGAACCCACAAUUAUUUAUGCGCUUACCAGUAAAUGCACAGUGUGAACAGUGGAGUUGUGGGCCUUGUUUGUGCAUUUCUCUGUUCAGUGUUAAAGUACAAACGGUGUAACCCUCUCUGAUGAGCGUUGUGAUGUGGCUCGGUAUUAUACUGUAUCAGCAGUUUUUUCAAUGGCAAGCUGUAUUUUUGUAAUGUUACAUGUGAGUUUACGCACGUUACCGUGGAAAUUAAUAAUGCCUCCGUAUACUUGAAAGAAUUUAAAUUUGAGAUUUGGAUUUUAAGUGCAAGUGGAUGUAAUGUUAUUAUGACUGCUGUUACGUGAUAUGCUUUUGAACUUAUAAAUAAAAACACUAAGCUCGU
This is a messenger RNA of Acanthochromis polyacanthus (spiny chromis), 2365 nucleotides long. Its product is annotated as C2 calcium-dependent domain-containing protein 4C-like. The record is from RefSeq and is a predicted model, not a curated record. NCBI's taxonomy places the organism in Eukaryota, Metazoa, Chordata, Actinopteri, Pomacentridae.